AUAGAUGAUCACAUGAACAGAACCACAACAACAAAAUCACAGCUUACAAACUGCAUCGACAGAAAAUCUGAUACAUCAGUCAUAUAGAAUAUAUGUGAGGAGUGGAUCCAGGAGACGACUGAGCAGGGCGAGGCAUCAACACAACUUCCCCUCCACCAAGGGACCAGCACCAGGCCAAUCAUAUGCUGUGAUGAGGAUGGACAGAUGUGAAAAGGAUGAGACCGUUUACAACACAAAGGAUUUCUGCAGACGCUACACCUGUGAAACGUCACAUGAGCAGAAGCUGAAUCAGCUGUUUUGAUGCUACAUUAAAAACAAAAAUCAAACUUAUGAAGUUUUAAAUGACAAAAACUUGAUUUUAAUGAGAUCAAAAAGUUUUUUAUAUGAUUUCGUUUUUCAGUGUCAUCAUUUUAAUGACAACCAGGUCACAGAUAAGUGUGGAGCUCAUUCUUCCGACAGCACGUGAAGGCAGCAGCAGCAGCAGCGGCGGCGCGUGGUCCCCGCCCUGCUCCGUCCUCAUUCUGCACGCGCCCUCCGACACACAGGACUCACCAUCACUCAUCACAUGUUCUGGUCCUGGUCCUGAUGGCAGCUCAGAGGGUGGGGCGGCGGGUCAGUAAGGUCUGUGGCAGUCAUAGGUCACCGGGUCAGAGCCUGCAGCGGCGACAGGCCCGGGUUACCGUCAAAUACAACCGGAAGGAGCUGCAGAGGAGGCUGGACGUGGAGAAGUGGAUCGACUGUGGACUGGACCAGCUUUACCGGGGACGGGAGGAUGAGAUGCCGGAGGAGGUGAACAUCGACGACUUGCUGGACCUGAAGACAGACGAGGAGAGGACACGCAGACUGCAGGAGACCUUCCUGUCCUGUAACAACAACACAGAGGUGUUCAUCAGAGACCUUCUGGUUAAACUUCACGGUCUACAGAAGCAGGAGGAUCUGCACAACGACGGCAUCGACCUCCCUCAGCUCCACAUCUACCCGAGCCGCUCCGGAUCAGCUGACAGGGACGUCCUUCACCGAGACACCAAACUCUGCUGAGGACAGGAAAACAAACACACCUGCAGUCUGCAGCAGUCUCAUCUGUCCUGAGUUUAUCAAAUCGAUUUUAUUCAAAUAUCCAUCACUUCCUGCUGUGACGCCUUCAGAGACAUUCAGGCCCAACAUGAUGUUUAAACUUUGUAACAGCCGACUCUCGCUGGUGUUUCCUACCUGAGAGAGUCGGCUCCUCAGCUGACAUGAGGUCAGUGUGGACACACUGUUUCUCUCCACCAGAGGGACUCGCACGUCUUCUUCAAUCACACAGAAACUUCAGUUAGUUUAAACAACGAGCAAAAACACAUGAACAUCAUCAACAGUCCUCUCUUCACUCAACAACUCCAUCUGUCCUUGCUCUCUGGUCUGUCCUUGUUCUCCAGGAGAGUCUUUUAUUGUUUGGACAUGAUUUGAAAUAAAUCUUUGCAUUUGAAAUAACUCAUCCUUCAGACUCCCCCUGCUUCUUCUUUCUGUUCUGCUCAUCAUUUCUGUCAGUACUCCAG
This is a messenger RNA of Acanthopagrus latus (yellowfin seabream), 1535 nucleotides long. It is a transcript of the gene ppp1r14ab, whose product is annotated as protein phosphatase 1, regulatory (inhibitor) subunit 14Ab. Gene Ontology annotation, cellular component: cytoplasm. NCBI's taxonomy places the organism in Eukaryota, Metazoa, Chordata, Actinopteri, Spariformes, Sparidae. Gene Ontology annotation, biological process: regulation of phosphorylation. Gene Ontology annotation, molecular function: protein serine/threonine phosphatase inhibitor activity. The record is from RefSeq and is a predicted model, not a curated record. The transcript is spliced from 5 exons. The coding region runs from base 586 to 1038 and encodes 150 amino acids.